Cornus florida is the source of this 4052-nucleotide messenger RNA. RefSeq names its product kinesin-like protein KIN-14F. The record is from RefSeq and is a predicted model, not a curated record. Bases 392 to 3775 code for a protein of 1127 amino acids. The transcript has 18 exons. Gene Ontology annotation, biological process: microtubule-based movement. Gene Ontology annotation, molecular function: microtubule binding; ATP binding; microtubule motor activity. NCBI's taxonomy places the organism in Eukaryota, Viridiplantae, Streptophyta, Magnoliopsida, Cornales, Cornaceae.
CAAGGCGUUGCGACUCCGUUAAUCCCCCGUGACCGACGUUAGAUCUUUAUUUUUUUGUCCAACAAAGCAGGACAAGUGAACGUUUCUUUUUUUUUUUUCUCAGGGUCUUUUUAUUUUCUCUCUCCUCCCAGAACAUCACUCUGCCUCUCUCUGCUCUCUCUCUCCUACAUUAAAUGAGUCCCUUGCAUUUUUGAAUCCUCAUUCACAACACACGAGAAGCUUGUUUCACCUUCAAGUUUCUACUUUAGAUCAGAUCUAAACUUACUCUGCAACUCAUUUCUUUAUUAUUUUUGGUUCGCCGGAACUAAGACUCCUCGCACCACCAAAGAGAAUUCUUGUUUGUGUCGAAAGAAAGUGGUCUAGAGAGAGAAAGACGGCGGGACUGGGGACGAUGCCGCAAGAAAGCAACUGUAACCAAAGGUUCACCUCUCCUUGCAAGAACUUGAGAGGAUUGAAGAGUUUGAUCUCCAAUAAUAGUGACGCUGAAGAGAUUAUCAACGAUCAUGAAUUGGCUCACAGAAAAGCCGAAGAAGCAGCUUCAAGGAGGUACCAAGCAGCGGAAUGGCUACGUCAGAUGGACAAUGGUGCGUCGGAGGUUCUGCCCAAAGAACCCUCCGAAGAGGAAUUCUGUCUCGCACUCCGCAACGGCCUCAUUCUCUGCAACGUCCUCAACAAAGUCAAUCCACGAGCUGUUCACAAGGUGGUAGAAAAUCCAAUCAUCGAUGUUACAGAGGGUGCUGCUCAGUCUGCAAUUCAGUAUUUCGAGAACAUGAGGAAUUUUCUGGUUGCUGUCGGCAAGAUGGAGCUCUUAACAUUCGAGGCCUCCGAUUUGGAAAAGGGUGGUUCAUCAAGUAAAGUUGUGGACUGCAUUCUUUGUUUGAAAGGAUACCACGAGUGGAAGCAAGCAGGUGGAAUUGGAGUUUGGAAGUAUGGUGGAACUGUAAGGAUCACAUCAUUCCCAAAGGGGUCACCAUCCUCCUUGGUUGGCAGUGAAAGUGCUGAUGACUCACUGGAUGAUUCUGAAUCAUCACAAUAUGAACAGCUAUUUGAAUUUCUCCAUCUUUCUAGUGAGGUCUCCAUUGAGGAAUACAAAUCAGCCAAUGUGUUGACCUUCCUUUUUGAUCGCUUUGGGCUUGAACUUCUUGAGGCUUAUCUUACAGAAAGGAAUGGAAUUGAAAACUUGCCUUUGAAUGGAAUGGUCAUUGAUACUGUGCUCAGGAAGGCAGCUAAGGAUAUCUCUGAGCUGCUUGCCACUCAUGGUCAUCAGCUUGGACUGCUUCUCAAGAAAAUACUGAAAGCAGAUGGUAUUCCCCUAUCAAAAUCUGAAUUCAUAAAGAUCAUUUCGCGAUAUCUUGCUCAAAGGACUAGUUCGGUAUCAAGUGAUAUCUCCAAAUUUUGCACCUGUGGUGGGAAACGUGAGAACAUCUGGCCUGGGAUUGGUCACUCUUCUGGAAAUGCAGAACUACUUGAUUUUCAACAGAAACGGCUUGAGGAGCUAAAAUCAUUUUUUCAAGAUACAAAAACAGAAGUCCAGCAGAUUCAUUUAGGCUGGGAAGAAGAGCUUGAGAGGCUUGAGCACCAUGUCAAGGGCCUUGAAGUGGCCGCUUCUUCCUACCACAAGGUUUUGGAGGAAAACCGCUUACUUUACAAUCUAGUACAAGACCUGAAAGGAACCAUUAGGGUAUACUGUAGAGUGAGGCCUUUUCUACCAGGGCAAUCUGAUGGACAGUCAACAGUAGACUAUAUUGGAGAAAAUGGAAAUAUCAUGAUUGUCAAUCCUCAUAAGCAGGGUAAAGAUGCAAGAAAGAUGUUCACUUUCAACAAAGUAUUUGGAACGCAAGUGACGCAACAGCAAAUAUAUGUAGAUACUCAACCGUUGAUCAGAUCUGUUCUAGAUGGUUAUAAUGUUUGCAUUUUUGCAUAUGGACAAACUGGCUCAGGGAAGACUUACACAAUGAGUGGCCCUGACUUGACAACAGAGGAGACCUGGGGUGUCAAUUAUCGAGCUUUGCGUGACCUGUUCCAAAUUUCAAAGGCGAGGGUGGACAUUAUAGAAUAUGAAGUAGGAGUCCAAAUGAUUGAAAUAUACAAUGAACAAGUGAGAGAUCUAUUGGUCAUUGAUGGCACUAAUAGAAGGUUAGAUAUAAGGAACAAUUCUCAAUUGAAUGGCCUCAAUGUGCCUGACGCAAGUUUAAUUCCAGUUAAAUGUACUCGAGAUGUUCUUGAUUUGAUGAAAAUUGGUCAAAGAAAUCGUGCUGUGGGUGCUACUGCUUUAAACGAACGGAGUAGCCGUUCUCACAGCAUUCUAACUGUUCAUGUCCGAGGAAAAGAGUUAGUUAAUGGCUCCAUUCUAAAGGGUUGCCUUCAUCUCGUGGAUCUGGCUGGAAGUGAGAGAGUGGAUAAAUCUGAGGCUGUUGGUGAAAGACUGAAGGAAGCCCAACACAUAAACAGAUCGCUCUCUGCACUUGGAGAUGUCAUCUCUGCUCUUGCUCAAAAGAGUACACAUAUUCCUUACAGAAAUAGCAAGCUUACUCAAGUAUUGCAAGAUUCUUUAGGCGGUCAUGCCAAAACAUUGAUGUUUGUACAUAUAAAUCCCGAGGUUAAUGCCAUUGGAGAGACAAUUAGCACCCUCAAGUUUGCAGAGAGGGUUGCCUCGAUAGAACUAGGAGCGGCUCGAUCUAAUAAAGAAAGUGGUGACAUACGAGAACUUAAAGAAGAGAUCUCCAAUCUCAAGCUGUCGUUGGAGAGAAAGGAAGCUGAACUGGAACAAUUGAGAAGUUGUCGAGGUAUCAUAGAACUGCAAAGACCCCAAACAGUUUCACCUUUGCAAAUGUCAAGAUCCGGUAUUAUUGCCAGCUUGAAGCCUGAAACCUCUCAGCGACCCAUUGCAGAUGAUACUAGAAGCUCUGAGGUCAGAAGCUGUUCUUCAGGUAAGCAGAGGAGGUCUCGUUUUCCCUCUAAGUUUAUAGACAAGGAUAUAAUGCCAAAGAUGCCCUUCCUAGCUGAAGUGACACUAGGGAGCUCAGGCAAGCCAAGGUCACCAUCCCCUCCUGUUAGGAGAUCAAUAUCAACGGAUAGAGGGGCUCUCAUCAGAAGUAGGAUCAAGCCUGACAUUAAUGACAGCCACCCUAUCUCGAAGCUGCAGUUCCCAGCUAGAUUUUCUGCCAAUAAAUCUGUUACCACAUUACCAGUAAUCCCACCAAUAGAAAACAACACGAGACCAUUUUUUGGUUCCCAAGAGCUGCACAAGCAGGAUAACAUCUCCGAUGUAUUCUACAACCUUCAGAGAGUGAACUCCAGGAAAAAUCACACAGAACAUGAAGAUGAGCAGUUUAAACAAGUGCUUAAUGUAAGGCAUGGGGGCGUCAGGAAAAGCAAACCUGAGAGUAAGGCCAAGGCCAAGCAUCAACUGCCAGUUAAAAUUCAAAAAUCUGAUGUUGCAGUGACAUUGCUUCCUGAGAUAGACACUGGUGCAAAGAUGGAAGAGUCUCGAAAGAGUGACUUCUCUGAGCCUGAAAAUGAGCAUGGACUCGGCAGGUCACCAGUGCCUAGUACCUUGAGGGUGCAAAAGCUUCAACGGAACUUAUCAAGGAACUCUCAAAAUGUGGAACCAAGAGAACUAGUGCAAACUGUGGAAUCUGUAUUAGCUGGUAAAAAUGAAAAUAAAGGUUCAAACGGAGUAAUACGCCAUGCAAAGGAAGUUAGUAACCCAUCUAUGCCUGAUUUGAGAAGAAGCCGGUCUCUGUCCCGUGGGAAGUUUACAAAUUUUCCUUGAGUAAUUCACACCAUACAUCGAUAAUUUCAGUUAUUAAUUAUUGAGUUUUUGUACAGCGACUCUUCAAAAUGGAGUUCCGAGUUGCAUGCUUUCGCUUUUAUGGAUUUGAAAUUUCUAUAUAUUUUUUAUUCAUGUUUAUAGACUAGGCCAAACUAGUAGUAAUAUAGUGCUUCAGUGUUUUUUUUAUGUUUAUAGACUUGAUUAUGGUGCUGAAGCAGUGUGUUGCUUCAUUAUAUAUAUGUACGGAAUGUCAUUAUAUAUGUCUUUAUUUUCGUAA